UGCAGACGUUGUCGUGUGACUCAAGAGGAACUACAAACAAAUAUGGACGUGUUGUGCCGACAUCAGACUCGAAACAUUUCAACUUUAUUGUUAUAAAUGAAAUGUUAAGAAUUUCAGAAGACGAAAGAGCGGCGAUAAGGAGACUGGAAAGAUCAGUGUAAAAACGUUUAUAGAAAGCGGGGUUGUGUUCAUGUUUAUUUCGUGUUUAGUGUACAAGGUUAAGUUACGGUCGCGUCUAAAAAUUUAAUACACUUUUAAUAAAACAAAUACAAUCUAGACGAUACAUUACAGAAAUAUUCUAGUUUUGUUUUUGUUUUAAUACGGAUAAGUAUCGAACAUACGAAAACAGAUUAAAUUACUACUGAACAUUAUUCUCUUUAAAACUGUGUGUUUACGUACAUUUUUGUAGUAAAACUUACAGAUUUACAGUCAAAAGCACGUCAGCCUGUCCGUCAAUUCAUCCAGUACUUGUUUCCCGGCCCGUUCGAGUUCAGUCCAAGCAGUAAAAUGGGUCUUGAGGUCGGAGAGGUCUCGGUUCGACUGGACGGGCUGCUGCUUCGUUUCAUGGACCAAAUGGAAAAUCUUCAAGAGAAAAGAAUCAUGCUCAAUUCUCUCAUCGAGGCUGGCUGGUUCUCGAUGUCCAAAGCGCGCUAUGCCAUGGGGAACAAGUGCGUUUCUUCUCUGCAGUACGGCCACGAGAUGGCGCCACUCGUCCGCCUUCACACAAGGGCUUUGGAGAAAGGGGAGGUGCAGUUCAGAACGGAACGGAUGGAGCCCAAACCAGUGGAGAAUUCCAAAGAGGAGCCGAAACAGGUUGAAGAGAUCGGGCCAAAGGAGGAAGUAGGUGUAAGAAGGCGAAAGACAGUCAAUAAAAAGACAGACCAGGAGGACCCUUUGGAGCCCAAAGAUGUGCCUGACACCAAAGAGAAGACUGAGCCAGACAGGAUGGUCAAGGGACAGAUUUCCUCUCAGGACCCGUUGAAGUGGUUUGGCAUUUUGGUGCCACAGAGUUUAAAACAGGCUCAGUCCAGCUUCAAACAAGUUAUUGAACUGGCAGCUGAGAUCGCAGCUCUCCAGACCCAGAUAGAAGCUACAAGGGAAGAAUUCAGGACCCAGCUGAAGAGCAAACAGCAGCUUCUGCAGGGGAGAGAAUCUUAAGAGGCAAAACAAAAAGGAGACCUUGCUUCCACUGCCUGUCCCCAGACUAUUAUUUCUCCCUACACCCCCCUCUUGCCCCCCUCCACCACUGGAACUACAGCCUCUCCCUGACCAUCCAAAAAGAUUUGAUCAUUAUGUCUGUGUCCUGGGCAAGGAGGGCUUCACUUCAGGGAGACGCUGCUGGGAAGUGGAAUUGGGGGAGAGGAUAAGCUGGAGACUGGGAGUCACCAGAGAGUCAUCUCAGAGGAAGGGGUAUUUCAGUGUGAACCCCCAGCAGGGUUUCUGGACCAUGCUACGGGAUGAUGAAAUAAUUCUGUUCAGUUCUUCCACUGGUACAGAGACCCCCCUCCUGAGCCCCAAACCCCAGAAGGUGGGGAUGUGUCUGGAUUAUGAGGGAGGGCAGCUCUCCUUUUACAAUGUGGAGACCCAAUCUCACAUCUACACUUUCACUGAGAAACUCUAUCCAUUGAUUUCUCCUGGUUACUCUGAUGGUAAGAUGUACCCAUCAUCUGCUCGCAUACACAGAUUAAAUUCACCAAUCCUUUUAUUUUAAAUUGUUGUCUCCAUUUCUGAUUGAAAGGAAAAAAAUAAGUCACAGAAAGAUAAAUAACUGAAGAUUCAGUUCUACUGGUUUGAACGUGUGUACUUUUUCUAUAAAUAAAAAAAGUGGUAUUUAAGACUGACUUGCAUGCAUAAGUAAUAUUGUGCUGCUAAAACCCUUGCUAUCAUCUUAGUUACUUGAUACAAAUUAUGUAUUUGUUUCUCACUGUAGCCUUUGUC
Polyodon spathula (Mississippi paddlefish) is the source of this 1938-nucleotide messenger RNA. It is a transcript of the gene vma22, whose product is annotated as coiled-coil domain containing 115. The record is from RefSeq and is a predicted model, not a curated record. Bases 508 to 1158 code for a protein of 216 amino acids. Gene Ontology annotation, cellular component: extrinsic component of endoplasmic reticulum membrane. Gene Ontology annotation, biological process: vacuolar proton-transporting V-type ATPase complex assembly. The transcript has 6 exons. Lineage: Eukaryota; Metazoa; Chordata; Actinopteri; Acipenseriformes; Polyodontidae.